Acaulospora morrowiae is the source of this 4431-nucleotide messenger RNA. Lineage: Eukaryota; Fungi; Glomeromycota; Glomeromycetes; Diversisporales; Acaulosporaceae. The record is from the annotation of a GenBank genome assembly.
AUGUCGAGAUUACCAAAACAACCCAGUGGUCUACCAACUUCUAGCCUUCCUGGACCAGGAGGCAGACGUCGUUCAUCUGCUGGGGCCGCUCAAAAGUCUACUUCUAUCCUAAAAGGACUAACUCCUGAACAGGAAGCUCUUUUACAGGAGGCUAUGGAGAAAUAUAGUCCGGCUGCCUUAGCCAAGUCAAAUGAAACGACUUCUAUUAGUCAAAGUGUUUCGUCACUCCCUAUAACGCCAAGCAGUCAUUCUAAUAACCCACCAAAGAAACCUGGUUUAAGAAAACAAAGCUUUUCCAGGAUGACCCGUCCAUCCCUUCCAUCUAUAACAGAUACGCCUGAUACAUCUGACAAUUUUAUGAAGAAAUCUCACACAGAAACCGCACCAUCCUUACUCGCAACAAAAUUAUACCAAGCUAAUUCUGGAACACAAUCACAAAAUAUUCCAUCGCAGCUCCAACGCUCGCAAAACAUAACGCAUAACACACCAGGAUCAAAUUUAUCUUCAUCAAUCACGCCUAUUAAUCCGAGGUUACAAUCAAUUGCUACCCCACAGCGCCCAGUUUCUCCUUCACUUCAAUUGUAUUCAGUGGGAGAACGCGUCUCUGUGGAGUCAAUGAAUAUUAUUGGAACCUUGCAGUUUUUAGGUCCUAUUGAUAUUAAGCCGGGGACUUGGGCUGGAAUUGAGUUAGAUGUUCCUGGUACGGGUAAAAAUGAUGGGAGCAUUAAUGGUAAACAAUAUUUUUCAUGCCCGCCAAAAUCUGGUAUUUUCGUCCUUGCCAGCAAACUCUCCAAGUCCGUAGAUACAAUAGAUUCCAAUUCUAGUAAAAUUGGAGUGGCGACAAGUUUGCCUCAAAUCCCAUCCACAGCGAAAACCAAUCAUUCAAUACCGCGGCCUCCAUCUGCGUCAAGUAAUUCAAGUGAUAAAAUGUCCUCUGGGGCACAUGCCACGACUUUAAUGAAAAACACGAUCAUGACAAAAAAUGCUCAGAAUGCAGCAGCUGCAGCGUCUCGUAUAACAGCUGGAUCACGUGCCUCAAAAUAUAUUGGUGUUACCGCUUCUCAGCUCAAACAAAGGGCUUUAGUAAAGCCUUCAAACAUUAUUACUACUCCAGCUGUUAUAGAUUCUGCCAAUUCUCAUGAGAUAUCUCAGCAGCAAAAAACAAAACAAAAUCUUGGACUGAAACGUCCGGGUUCUUAUGGAAAUUCGAAAUCACCAACUCCAUCUUUUAAUUCGAAUAAUAAUCGCUCCCGCCGAGGGAGUGAUGCCUCCAAUGAAUCUGCCAUAUCAAACAUCUCUCAAUCAGGAAAUUAUCACAAGUCGGGUUUACCACGUUCUAGGGCGACGACACCCAACCAGACUCUUGAUUCGCAGUCACCAUCUGACACCGAGACUACAGUUUCCACGCCACUUGCUCACGAAGAAAUGAGUAAUAAAUCGUUGCAGGAAAAGAUACAAAAAUUAUUAAGUGAUCCAGAACCCAUCAAGGGUCAUCCUAUCGGUCUCUUCGAUGAGCAAGAUCUUCAAAUAAAAAAAUUACAAAUGAAAAUUGAAGUUUUAGAGACCGAAAAUACUAAUUUAAGACUUGAAAAAGAGAAAAUUCAAGCUAAGUCUGGUAAACUGGAUGUUUCCAAUGGUCGUGUGUUAAAUGGAAAUAUUGAAAUCAAUAGCAAUUGGGAGAUUGAGAAGAAGAAUCUUUUAGAAGCUAAAGAAUUAACUGAGAAAACUUUAAAUGAAAAGAUUGAACAGUUGACUAAACAACUUGAAGACGCCUCGAAAGGGCACCACCCUAGGCCAAGUACAUCGUUAUCAAUGAUCGCCGAUAAUGACUUGAUGAAUGACAAGAUUUUGUCUUUGACUGAACUAGUGGAGCAAAAAGAUGAACAGAUGAAAGUUCUUGAAGAGUCACUUAGAAAGGCAAACGCAGAUUCGGCAGAAUAUAAGUCAAAGGUUUCAGAAUUAGAGAAGCUUAAUGAUAAACGAACCGAAGAGAUCGAACAGUUGAUCGCCAAGUCGAAAACAUCCGAGAUAACUAUUCAAGAACAAUUGAACGAAAUCGGUCAGCUAAAUGAAAAAUUGAAUCGAAUUCAGUCUGACUCUGAGAAUAAAGUUCGCUCUUUGCAGGAAACAGCAACCCAGGUUCAAGUUGAUUCCGAAAGCAAAGUUUCCUCUUUGCAAGAGUCUGUUGUUGAACUAAAGAAUGCCGGUAAGGAAGCAAUAAAAAUUUAUGAGAUAAGAGUGACCGCUCUCGAAAAACAGAUUGAGGAUUUAAAAAAGGCCGGUAUAGAAACAUUAACCUGUUUAGAAGAAUCGAACGCUAAAAUUACGCAACGUGAUUCGAGAAUUAAAUUCUUGGAAAAAGAAUGUGAGGAAUUACGUUUAGCCGGGGUUGAGGCUAUUCACGUAUACGAGAAAAUGCUUGAAAUCAAAGACAAAGAGAUCAAAGACGCGGAGGCAACAUUGAGCAAAAAAGAGGCAGCCCUUGAAGCCGCUAAGAAAGUGAAACAAGAACUCUCCUCGAUGCAAGUGGAAUUAAACGAAACAAGAUCGAGGCUGAAUGAUGCCAACGAUAAAUUGGAUUUAAAGGAAAAAUCAAUGGAAGGUCUUCGUAAAGAGUUGGCGGAUUUGCAAUCCUGUUUGGAACAGUUGAUGCGAGCUGAUGCAAAAUCUCGCGAGAAUAUUUAUCAAUUGGAAGAUGAAGUCAGAGAAUCAAAGAGUUUCAUUGCUAGACAACAAGAAGAAAUUGCUGCUCUCAAAAAUAAUGUUCAGCAACUCAUGGAUUCCAAGGAUAAUCAGGAAGUUGAAAAUGUAAAAGCAGUUUAUGAGAGCGACAUCAAUCGAUUGCAGGAUGAAUUGGAAGAAGUACGAAAGACGUUAUCUGAAGUACAGUCGGAAAAACGAUCUAUUGUUGGAGAUCUAGAUGUCUUGUUGAAUGAUAAGAAAUUAUUGGAACAAAAAAUUAAAGAACAUGAAAGAGAAAAAAAGGAGGCAGACGAUGAAUUGGACUUGACAAGAGUUCAAUUAAAAUCAAAAAUUGAGGAAUUAAAGGAGACCGUUAACAAAAAUGGUGAUAUUAUAAAGGAGUCUGAAAAGGAGAAGGCAGAAUUGAUAGAAGCACGUGAACUCGCAGAAAAGACAUUAGCCGAGACUCAAGCAAAUACAGGAAAGGAGCUGUCGGAAUUGCGCGAGCAACUUGAAAAGUUACAAACUCAGGCAAACCUUGCCAAUCAAUUAAAAUCCGAACUAGAAGAGAAGAUGGAAGAACUGAAAAAGUUAAAUGAGAAAUUUGAAGAACACAAACAAAACGCGGAGAACACAAAACCCGUCGAAGCACCAAUGACAGAUUCCCAAGAAUUCGAUGAAUUGAAGACGAAUUACGAAAAUCGAAUCGAAGAAUAUCAGUCUGAAAUUGUUAAGUUGAAGCAAAAGAUCAAGGAUUUAGUCGUGAUCACUAAAGCGGCAGAGGCAUUAAAACAAUGUAACCAAGAGUAUGAACAAAAAUUUGCGAAAUAUGAAGAACAAUUCAAUGGUCUAACAGUUAUUGUUAAGGAAUUGACUGAGGAAAAUGUUAAGCUCUCAUCGGCAAACAAAAAGAUUUUGAUUGAGCAAGAACACUUUAUGGAGGCUCAUAGGCAAGCGGAGAACGAGUGUAUGAAAUUGAUGGAUGAAUUAGAGAGAUUACACAGUGAAUCUCUUGGAACCCAAGGCAUCUUAUCUUUGUCUCCUCCCGCCGAAGAUACAUAUGAUAAUAAUGGUGCGAUUAACCAGGAAACGACUGAAGAUAACGAUAAUACAACAAAUUCUACUGUUGACGGUCAGCCGGCUACCGAAGUAAAGCGUCUUCAAUCGCUCUUGGUAGAAAAACAAACCCAGAUUGAUCAUUUGACGACAUUGCGUAAUGUUGAAAUUCGGGAACUGCACCAGAAAAUUUCUGAAUUGGAAAAGGUUAGGCAGCGAGAGGUUAGCACAUUAAAUAAAGAGGUUGCUGAGUUGGAAUCAUUGAUUGAAAGCAAGAUUUUCCGUGAAGCGGAUUUAGAAGAACAAAUCGAACGGGAACGUUCAGUCUCCAAGAAACUGCGAUCUGAAUUGGAAGACAUGAAGGAGCAGCUAAGGGAUUUGACCAAUUUGGAAAAAUCAUUUGGUCUAGACUUUGAAUACGAAGGUGUGGUGAAAGGUGGAACUGGAAAAGAAGAAAAAGAGGAAAAGGGAACGCCAAAAUUAUAUUGCGAAAUUUGUGAGAAAGAAGGACAUGACGUUUUGAGUUGCAAAGCCGUUGUUCAAUCUUCAGGAGAAAACGAGGAUAUGUUAAACAUUAAGGAUGCUGCAUUUAAUAGUGAUACCAAGGAUGGUGGUAAACCAUAUUGUGAUAACUGUGAGGAAUACGGUUUACAUUGGACGGACGAUUGUCCUAAUCAGGACGAAACUUUUUAA